AAUUGUUCACCGAGGAGCUCAUUGCGCCAAAUUCCAACUUCUUGCUGUGCCCUGAACGUCCCUCGAGAGUACCGAACUUUUUACAUUGCCGUGAAUGCAUCAUUGCAAAAUCCUCCCCGUUGAAUUAAAAGUGAAACCAAAUUUGAAACCGACUGUAAGAAUGGCCAGCCCAGAAGUGCGGGUGUUGCUGGACGAGUGCCUCGGGUCAGCAAGAGCAGAACCUUCCACUGACAGGCAAAAAUACUGCAGCUUGAAAGACUCGCUGUGUGCCGAGUUGGCCUCUCUACUUCAGGAGGCCAUGGAGAUGAAGUGGCCCUUUGUCCCUGAGAAGUGGCAGUACAAGCAGUCCAUCGGGGCCGACGACAAGACCAAUCUGAGUGACCUCAUCAGCCAGCAUCUAUCUCAGCUUCUGAACCUCCUCCAGGCCUCUAUUGUGGCAAAGGAGGCACACGCGGCGCUGGCUGUGAUUUUUCUGGUUGACCGCUUCUUCUACUGGACCGAUGAGUCCGGCCGAUUGUUGGAAAUCACCAAGCUACUUCAUAAACGCUACCCAGACGCCCCCGUGGCCCCUCAGCUGGUCAUACGGCGGGCGCGGGUCUACCUCAACUCAGGCAAACUACAGAAGGCUGAAUCCAUAUUGAGCCAUCUUAUCAUCAACAGUGGAGCCACAGGAUGCUGGAUUUACCGCACUGAAAGCGACCGUGCUCUGGUACAGGCCGUUAGUCUGCAGGUGCGCGGGAUGGUUUUGCAAAAGCUUGGCCUGUGGCUGGAGGCCGCCCUGCUCGUCUGGGCUUCUCUGGUCGGUUACUACGCUCUCCCUCAGCCAGAUAAAAAGGGCAUCGGGACCUCGCUCGGCAUCCUCUCGAACAUUCUGUUGUCCAUGAGUGAUGAAGACUUCAUUGCUUUCAAGGCCAACCCACACGUUGACUUAUCUUUGCUUGGCAGUGCGAGCCAUCGUCUCCUGUCAGCAGCCGAGGCAGCAAAAAUGGCGGUGGUAUACAGCCAGUACACGUCGCUCUAUGUGCUCACCAAUGUGACAACGCAAGGCACCUGUUUGUUGUCAUACAGUUUCUCUGGGGCGUGUCCCCCCACAGAGAGAGAACACUUCCUCCUGCAGGCCAAAGAGGCGUUUGAGAUCGGUCUCCUCACGAAAACAGAUGGUACUGUGGUCACCAGCAAACAGGAGCUCCACACCUUUAUUAAGGCUGCUUAUUCCCUAGUCGUCACUCACAAAUGGCUCAGCGGGCCCUCAGAGGUCGUGAAGCAGGCAUCCCAAGCCUGCCAAAUGGCUUUGGCUCAUUUUUACCACUACUGCCACACGGAUGCCCAGAACGGAGUCGGCUUCUAUGCUGAAAUCAUGCGCCUGAUCGCUCAAGUCAAACAAGGAUUUCAAGUUGAGCCUUUCCUUAAUUCGGACAGCCGCUCUUUCAUACCCAACAGCUACAGAAACAUCAGUGACACAUUGGUUGGUUUUACUUUGGAAGCCUUCUUUGAGCUGUUGCAAGGAUUUCACAAGUAUCACAUGUCACUGUGCGAGACAAUCAAAACCAAGUGUAAGUUUGGGAAAGAGGAAGUUGAUGGAGCAGGGAUGUGCAUGUCUGCGCUAGAGACAACUGUAGAUGCACUCAACACUGAAUGCAUGACAGAGGCCUGUAAGCCUUCAAAAGAAGAUGCUCCUCGACCACCUGAGAGUGGAAGCGUAGAUGACCUCAGCUCUUCAUGGAAGAAGCUCUCUUUGACAGGUAUUGGUACCUACUCAGGAAGGGCCACAGAUGGACCCAAUAACUUUGGCUAUCCUACUUUGCCGAGAUUGGGAAGACCUACCGCCUCCCUAAGCUCAAGUCGUGGUUCUGACGGGUUUGAAGUGAUAGAAGCUGAAAUACCGACAGUUGACUCUGAUGGUCCCGAUGAUGACCGUGAGCCAACAGAUGAAGCGUUGCUGUCCUUACUUCAGUUUGAGCUAAGCUCUCUGAGCAACAGUUUUGGUUCCAAGUCGUCAUGGGAAAACAUCUCAGCAAGUUCAAGAUCCAGGAGUGCAGCAAGCACCCACCAAAGCAGUAAAUUAUCAAAAUCCAGUGGAAGCUUUGUACUCCUCAGAACACAAGAUUUCAAUAACUGUGAUCUGGAGCAUGACCCUGCUCCUGAUUUGAAAUAUCUGGGUAUGGCCAAAUGUCUGGAAAUCCCAAAUGUAGCAAAUUCAGAAGUGUGCAGCAGCACUGAACCCUCCACAGAAGACUCAGAUGGGACACCAGAGGAGUUUGUGGUUGGCUUUGAAAAUUUGAACCCUUGGUGCCACAGCUGCCUGAAGCAAAACACCUUUACUUGUGUUGCUCCAGAAGGAAAGUAUUCCUUGUCUCGGGAGGACUACCACAGCCUCCUUGCUGGGGUUUGCCAUGAGUGUCUGCUGAGUAGAUUGCAAAGUGACAAGAGGAAGUUCAAACUAGACCGAUACAGCACGGCCCACAAUGCUCUUCAUUUGAAGUUCUCCAAAACAACAGGACUGUGGACAGCGAGGGAGACCUGUGUAUACAUUGGCCAGUCAAUGAAUGUGCAUGGAACUCAGAGAACCACCAUCUGCGUCCAAUUCUUGCACCAGGAGGAGAGGCUAAGCAGUUACAUCGGGAAGGAUUACCUUAAACCGAAGCAGAUCCAGUUUCACCUUAGAGACGUGGAGAGACAGAUGACGGCCCAGUAUUACGUGACAGAGUUCAACAAGCGCCUUUACGACAAGGAAGUCAUGGCCCAGAUGUUCUUUCUGCCGUCAGAGGCGCUGUUGAUUUUGGAAGGAGAUGAGAUAACGGGCUGCAUCACGGUGGAGCCUUACAUGCUUGGCAAGUUUGUCAAACUCACCAACAAUGUGCAAAAGAAGAACGACAAGCUCUUGGCGACAAAUUAUGGCCUUGCUUUUGGACAUUUCACCUACCUUCACUCCAACUGCCAGGAAGUUGUGGUGGACUUGCAAGGCUGGGUGACCGCCAACGGUAAAGGGCUGACUUAUCUUACUGACCCACAGAUCCACUCCACAAGAACAUCCCGAGGCCCAUCCAACCACGCCCAAAGCGGCAUCACUUCUUUCCUGCGGCUACAACACGGACCAGAAUGCAACAGUGUGUGCCAGCUGCUCAACCUGCAACCAGUGCCUCAACAGUGACAGUUAAACGUGUGCAUUAAAUAAUAAAUGUAUUCAAAAGUCUCCUAUCAA
Nerophis ophidion (straightnose pipefish) is the source of this 3202-nucleotide messenger RNA. RefSeq names its product alpha-kinase 1 (gene alpk1). Bases 95 to 3151 code for a protein of 1018 amino acids. Gene Ontology annotation, molecular function: protein serine/threonine kinase activity; ATP binding. The record is from RefSeq and is a predicted model, not a curated record. Gene Ontology annotation, biological process: protein phosphorylation. The transcript has 14 exons. NCBI's taxonomy places the organism in Eukaryota, Metazoa, Chordata, Actinopteri, Syngnathiformes, Syngnathidae.